This is a messenger RNA of Exserohilum turcica Et28A, 1791 nucleotides long. RefSeq lists its product as uncharacterized. Gene Ontology annotation, biological process: protein histidyl modification to diphthamide. Gene Ontology annotation, molecular function: 2-(3-amino-3-carboxypropyl)histidine synthase activity. Bases 1 to 1791 code for a protein of 596 amino acids. The transcript has a single exon. Lineage: Eukaryota; Fungi; Ascomycota; Dothideomycetes; Pleosporales; Pleosporaceae. The record is from RefSeq and is a predicted model, not a curated record.
AUGGCCGCUGCAGCGCUCGAAGGCGCACCCGUCCUCUCGACGCCCGACACGCACCUUUUCGAAGACCCCACGCCGCCCAUCGACGCGGCGAAACUGUCGCACGAGCAGAUUGCGCUCACGUACGAGAUCGAACGCACAGUCCGCGAGAUACGAGAGGGGCAAUGGAAGAGAAUCGCGCUGCAGUUCCCAGACCACAUGCUCUGCGAUGCUCCACGGGUAUUCGAGCACUUGGCCCGCGGCUUGAAAGCACGGAGAAGGCAGAAUGGCAGCGGGGCUGAAAAACAAAGACUGGAUACAACAACAACAACAACGGCAGCGGAAGAGCAAUUGAGUGCAGACUUGGAGAAGACGACGCUGCAGGAAGACCAUGAUGGCGCUGAUGCAGACGAAAAACUGUUUAUACUAGGCGACUCCUCGUACGGCGCAUGCUGUGUAGACGAAGUCGCCGCCGAGCACGUCGACGCAGAUGUUGUCGUACACUACGGCCGUUCGUGCCUGUCGCCGCCCUCGAGACUGCCCGUCAUAUACGUUUUCACGGCGCGCGAGCUGGACGUUGAUGCAGCGGUAUCCACGUUCCAAGAUACGUAUCCCGAGAAGGAUAAGAAGGUCGUGCUCAUGGCGGAUAUCCCGUUCUCGCACCAUAUCCCCGCGCUGCACCAGCGCCUGCGCGACGCGGGAUACACGAAUCUGUUCGCCACAGAGAUACUGCACCAGCCGGCUUCGCCGCUGCCAAACCGGAGCGUGCCGCAUGAUGUAGUCGGAUCAGAAGAUGCGCUGCGCGAGUAUGCUCUGUUCCAUGUUUCGGAUCCGCCGACUGCGCUGCUUCUUGCGCUGUCGUCUCGCGUCGCCUCGAUCCAUAUCUACCCUACGACAACGACUCCAGCUUCUCCUUCUGGCCCUACCGCCUCCCUCGCAAGCACAGCAAAAGCUCUCAACCGGCGCUACGCCCUGUUAACGUCGCUCUCCACAACCCCCAUCUUCGGCAUCCUGAUCAACACGCUCUCAGUGAAAAACUACAUGCACAUCCUCGCGCACGUGCAGCGCCAAAUCGCCGCCGCGGGCAAGAAAUGCUACACGUUUGUCGUAGGCAAGGUCAACGCGGCCAAAGUGGCGAAUUUCAGUGAGAUUGGCGGUUGGGUCGUCAUCGGCUGCUGGGAAAGCAGUCUGAUUGAAAGCAGCGACUUCUGGAAGCCCAUGAUUACGCCGUGGGAAUUGGGACUCGCGCUGCAGGGCGAUGCAGAGAGGGUGUGGACAGGGGCGUGGGAACCGGAUUUCCAGAGGGUCCUGGAUGACACUGGUAAACAUGAGGGAGAGAAGAACAAGGAGAACAAGGAGAAGAAUGUUGAGCAAGAGGCUACGCUGAGAAAUAGGGAGAAAGAAGCCGGGCAAAUGCACGACGAAGACGUGGAUGAAGAUGAAUCUGAACCCCCGGAAUUCGAUCUCAGAACGGGCAGAUAUGUAUCCCAUGCUCGGCCUAUGCGCUCCACAGCUACAAAAGCUGUCGCUGCUGCUGCUGCUGGUUCCACUACGGAUUCCUCGGCACCAUCAGCAACUAGCUCGGCGCUCGCAAAACGAGCAACAGGCGAUAUCACAGCUGUCGGUGGUGUAGCAUCUCCCGGUGCAGAGUACCUGCGUUCGAACCGUACGUGGCAGGGUCUGGGCAGUGAUUAUCGAGAUGGAGAGGACCAGGAAGGCGCUGAGCAUGGUGCGAAUAGAGCGGCGAAGAUGGAAGAGGGGAGAAGCGGGGUUGCGAGGGGGUAUGUUGUUGGCGGUGAAGACACAAGGCAUUGA